This is a messenger RNA of Phyllostomus hastatus (greater spear-nosed bat), 2075 nucleotides long. It is a transcript of the gene RASGEF1C, whose product is annotated as RasGEF domain family member 1C. The transcript has 13 exons. Gene Ontology annotation, cellular component: plasma membrane. Gene Ontology annotation, molecular function: guanyl-nucleotide exchange factor activity. Gene Ontology annotation, biological process: Ras protein signal transduction; positive regulation of GTPase activity. The record is from RefSeq and is a predicted model, not a curated record. Bases 76 to 1500 code for a protein of 474 amino acids. NCBI's taxonomy places the organism in Eukaryota, Metazoa, Chordata, Mammalia, Chiroptera, Phyllostomidae.
UUCCCUGGCAGCGGGAGCAGCGGGCGCUGCCCAUGGGCCGGGCCCGGGGUCCGGGCGCGCCGGGAGCCGGCAGGCAUGCCCUGGACGCUGAGUGCCUCCGACAUGGUCACCCCCGGCAGCCCCGGCCCACCCCCCACCGAGCCCACGGACAGCAAGCAGGCGGAGCAGCCCCUCCUGGAUGGGGCUCCAUCCUCCGCCUCCCUGGACACCCUGAUCCAGCACCUGGUGCCCACGGCCGACUACUACCCCGAGAAAGCCUACAUCUUCACCUUUCUGCUGAGCUCCCGCCUGUUCAUCGAGCCCCAGGAGCUCCUGGCCCGGGUCUGCCGCCUGUGCAUCGAGCAACAGCAACUGGACAAGCCGGUGCUGGACAAGGCCCGGGUCCGGAAGUUUGGCCCCAAACUGCUCCAGUUGUUGGCAGAGUGGACGGAGACCUUCCCACGGGACUUCCAGGAGGAGUCAGCCAUCGGGCCCUUGAAGGACGUGGUGGGCCUCAUCGCCCCCUGUGAUGAGACCUAUAGAAGGCGGCUGCAUCAGCUCUUGCAGGCCCUGCACCAGAAGCUAGCAGCCUUGGGCCCAGCGCCAGAGAGCCUGCUGGGCGGCGACAAGCCCAUCUCCUACAGGACCAAGCCACCGGCCUCCAUCCACAGGGAGCUCCUCAGCGUCUGCAGUGACCCCUACGUGCUGGCCCAACAGCUGACCCACGUGGAGCUGGCGCGGCUGCGACACAUAGGGCCUGAGGAGUUUGUCCAGGCUUUUGUGAACAAGGACCCUCUGGCCAGCACAAAGCCCUGCUUCAGCGACAAGACCAAGAACCUGGAGGCGUACGUGAAGUGGUUCAACAGACUGUGCUACCUCGUGGCGACCGAGAUCUGCAUGCCAUCCAAGAAGAAGCGGAGAGCCCAGGUGAUCGAGUUCCUCAUCGAUGUGGCCCGAGAGUGCUUCAACAUCGGCAACUUCAACUCUCUCAUGGCCAUCGUCUCCGGCAUGAACAUGAGCCCCGUGUCUAGGCUGAAGAAGACCUGGGCCAAAGUGAAGACUGCCAAGUUUUUCAUCCUGGAGCACCAGAUGGAUCCCACUGGGAAUUUCUGCAACUACAGGACGGCCCUGCGCGGAGCCGCCCACCGCUCACUGACCGCUCACAGCAGCCGGGAGAAGAUCGUCAUCCCCUUCUUCAGCCUGCUCAUCAAAGACAUCUACUUCCUGAACGAGGGCUGUGCCAACCGCCUCCCCAACGGGCACAUCAACUUUGAGGUCUUUAUUUGGCUUCUUAUGAAAGUGAGAGCCCAGAGAACCACACAGAAAAAGAGAGGUGGAAAUCUCUCAGGUCUUCUAUUUUGGGAAAGACGUGAGGAUCGGGGAGCUGGAGGAGGAGGAGGAGGAGGAGGAGGAGAGGAAGCCCUCUGCAGCCCUGACGUGGCUGGUCCAGAGGUCGGGGAGGCCUGGGUGCCUCACUGCUCUGCACACAGUGACUCGGUGGCCCGGUGCCCGACAUGUUGACCACGUGGCUCAGGAGACUUUUCUCCUCCUUUGGUGGGACCUCGACCCUGGCAGGGCCCAGGACCUCCAGAUUCGUGGGCAGCACGUGCCUCAGGGGCCCUGACCGCGGGACCAUGGUGGCCACAUUGCCGAGCAGUCUGUCCAUCCUCCACGAGGACCCAUUCUCACCAGGCGACUCCAGCGUGGAGGCCAACACCGCUCUGCUGCCAGGGGCCUGAGAGACUGGUGUGCUGUGAGAGGGGUGCUGUGGGAGGGGCCCCGCACUCUACAGAGGGCCCCUCCCCUGCCCCUUGAGAUGGACUGGUUUCUGCAGCCCUGGGCACCCCCUUUCUGGAUCUUUUUGGUGUCAGGGGACGGCUUUCUGGUGAUAGCUAGGACUCUGGUCAGCAGGACAGACUUGAGUCACGGAGUUAGCAACCUGUACAGCACCUUGUAAACUGUCGAACUGGUAUAAACACAUUCAUACACCAUGCGUCCCCAUGUCCACGUCACGUCUCUCACCAAGGGCAUCUGCCGGCACACGGGCCAGGGAACACUGUGACCAUGGGCAGGUGCGGGUGUAGGGGCCACUUCCA